AUGGCAGUCGUCAAGACCUCGGAGAUGGACUACGCCAUCAAGCCUGAAGCGUCCGUUCCUUCCGUUGAUACAUCGGAUUGGCCGCUUCUGCUUAAGAACUAUGAGAAGCUGCUCGUUCGGACCGGUCACUUCACCCCUAUCCCUGCUGGCUCUUCUCCCCUGAGCCGUGACUUGAAGUCAUACAUCAGCUCCGGUGUCAUCAACCUUGACAAGCCCUCCAACCCUUCCAGUCAUGAAGUCGUGGCUUGGAUGAAGCGGAUCCUCAGAGCCGAGAAGACUGGUCACAGUGGUACCCUUGAUCCCAAGGUUACCGGUUGUUUGAUCGUCUGCAUUGACCGUGCCACUCGCCUGGUCAAGUCCCAGCAGGGUGCCGGUAAGGAGUAUGUCUGUGUGAUCCGUCUCCACGACAAGAUCCCCGGUGGCGAGGCCCAGUUCGUCCGCGCUCUGGAGACCUUGACUGGUGCGCUCUUCCAGCGUCCCCCUCUGAUCUCUGCCGUCAAGCGCCAGCUCCGUAUCCGUACCAUCCACGAGAGCAAGAACUACGAGUUCGACAACGAGCGCCACCUCGGUGUCUUCUGGGUCAGCUGUGAGGCUGGUACCUACAUCCGUACCCUCUGUGUCCACCUUGGUCUCCUCCUCGGUGUCGGUGCCCACAUGCAGGAACUUCGCCGUGUUCGCUCUGGAGCCAUGGGUGAGGGCCCUGGUAUGGUCACUCUGCACGAUGUUAUGGACGCCCAGUGGGUCUACGACAACAACCGCGAUGAGUCUUACCUCCGCAAGGUCAUCAGCCCUCUGGAGUCUCUCCUCACUGGCUACAAGCGUAUUGUCGUCAAGGACAGCGCUGUCAACGCCGUCUGCUACGGUGCCAAGCUCAUGAUUCCUGGUCUUCUCCGCUACGAGGCCGGUAUUGAGUGCCACGAGGAGGUUGUCCUCAUGACCACCAAGGGUGAGGCUAUCGCCAUUGGUAUCGCUCAGAUGUCCACUGUCGAGCUCACCACCUGCGACCACGGCGUUGUUGCCAAGGUCAAGCGUUGCAUCAUGGAGCGUGACCUCUACCCCCGCCGCUGGGGCUUGGGACCUACUGCCCUUGAGAAGAAGAAGAUGAAGACCGCCGGAACUCUCGAUAAAUACGGCCGCCCCAACGAUGCUACUCCCGCUCAGUGGAAGAGCGAGUACAAGGACUUCAACCUUCCCCUCACCGGAACCUCCGCUGUUGCCCCCGCCACCGAGACUAAGACCGAGACCGAGACCCCCAAGGCGGAGUCCCCCGAGCCCGUGAAGGAGGAGGUCGAAGACAAGAAGCGCAAGCGCGACGGCGAGACAGCCGAAGAGAAGGCCGAGCGCAAGAAGAAGAAGAAGGAGAAGAAGGAGAAGAAGGAGCGCCGGAAGUCCAAGCAGGAUGAUAGCGACGACAGCGACUAG
Messenger RNA from Penicillium crustosum, 1422 nucleotides. It is a transcript of the gene cbf5, whose product is annotated as pseudouridine synthase CBF5. The transcript is spliced from 5 exons. Gene Ontology annotation, molecular function: RNA binding; pseudouridine synthase activity. NCBI's taxonomy places the organism in Eukaryota, Fungi, Ascomycota, Eurotiomycetes, Eurotiales, Aspergillaceae. Gene Ontology annotation, biological process: box H/ACA sno(s)RNA 3'-end processing; snRNA pseudouridine synthesis; mRNA pseudouridine synthesis. Gene Ontology annotation, cellular component: box H/ACA snoRNP complex. The coding region runs from base 1 to 1422 and encodes 473 amino acids. The record is from RefSeq and is a predicted model, not a curated record.